Molecule: messenger RNA, 1938 nt
Organism: Musca domestica (house fly)
Lineage: Eukaryota; Metazoa; Arthropoda; Insecta; Diptera; Muscidae
Exons: 6
Coding region: 580-1584 (334 amino acids)
Source: RefSeq, a predicted model, not a curated record
AAUCUCACAGUGUGCAGUAGACCAGCAACAAAGGCGGCUGAAUAAAACGGGCUAUUAUUUCCUUCAAGUUGUCUAUCUUUUGAAAGUCGACACAAAAGUAAAAAACAAAAACAAACUAAAACCAGUGCUAAACCAGGCUUAAACCUGUUUGCUUACAAAAAUUUGGCAAAAUAAAAACUAAAAACUUUUUUCGUGUAAACUUUUAUUACGAAAGAAGUAAGGAAGAUUAGCGGCCUCAAAAUAAAAAACGAAGAUAGAAAGCCACAGAGCGAGGUUUAGAACAAAAAAAGCAACAACAACCCCAUCAAGCCGUGCGUCUGACGCCGUAACUUAAAACGUGUUUGGAAUAUUUAAAUCGUAUUUCACUUCCAGAAUUUAUUAAUUUAUUAAAUUAUAAAAUAUCACAACAAUCGAGAACACGGCCGCGCAAAGUCAAUCAGUCAGUUAGUGUCCCCGUCUCGAAAGAAGACAACGUGUCGUUCCAAUCCCUCGCUUCAAAUUCUAUUUUCGAAAAUUUCAAUUUCCGCCGCGCCCGGUGCUGUAAUCGAAUCUUAAUACGACAAUCCAUCAAAUCAGAAAAUGAAGAGUUUCAUAAUCUUCCUCAUCGUCAGUGCUUGUCUGUUGCAUGCCGCAUUUGGUGCACCACAGUUAAUCACCUUUAAAGAUGGCAAAGUAGGUGUCAACUUCUUUGGCUAUCAUGCUGAGGCUGGACUUGGUGGCCAAAAUUCGGGUAAUGGCUUAGCUGGCGGCCUACACGCCUCCGCAGGAACCCCAUGGGGUCAGAAUGCCGCUGCCGGUUUGGGUGGUAAUGUGAAUGGACGUGCCGCUGGCGGUUUAUAUGCCGGAGCCCAAGCAUUGCCCGAUGUUGGUGCCAGUGCGGUUUUAGGUGGCGAUACUUCCAAGGGCGGCUAUGGAGCCUCCGAAGCAUAUGUUCCCGGCAAGGUCAGCCAUCGUUCACACAAUGUACAGUUUGAGCAGGCUACACAAGCUGUGUUGACCAAUGAAGUCCCAGUUACAGAUGGCCCCAAUGUUAUCCAAAAAGUCAAAUCGAAGAGAUAUCGUGGUGAUGCUGCUCACCAAACAGUCUUGCGACAACGGCUGCAUCAACGCCACCCUCAUCCCCAUCAGCAACGUAAAUUGCAGCGGCGCCUCAACAAUGCCCACCAGGAACGUCAGCGUUCCAAGACCAUUGUCCGUACGGUGGAACAAGUGAAUGUUGCGGCAUCCGACCAGCAAACCGACAAUCAUGGCGAACAAUUACCGUAUCAGGCAGGGAAUUCGGAAAAGCACAUUAGAACCCACAAACACAAAUUGAUUGCAACCACAUCCGCUGACGUUUCUGCUGCCCCCGCACCCCCAGCCCCAGUUAAAGUAGUAUCCGAACCAGCCCCAGUGAAUUAUGUUCCAGUACCUGGACCCGUUGGCCACUCCGAAGCAUCUGCUGAUGGUUACAUUGGUGUGACUAAAUCCGGAAAUGUUGUUCCAGCUGCCUUGCAGAUUCCCAUUGGCAUUUUGCAAUCUCUACAACAAUCCCUGGGUGGCCUCGGGGGAUCGAGUAGUCUGUCCGUUUCCAAAUAUCAUUAAAUAACAAAAUUACACAAAUGAUUUUCGAUAUUAUUUUAUUUUAUUUUGAUUCGACUCAACUCAUAUCUAUUUUUGUAUAUUUAUAUCUCUCCAUAUUCAUAUACGUAUUUAUGAAUGUAAUCAUAGUUAUAAGUUUGUAUGUAAUAACUAACGUGUUUUUUUACAAUUGUAUUUUCAAUAUUCAAUUUUAAUUUGAUGGCAUUACAAGGCAACAACAAAAACAACUAUAGCAUCAAUAACAACAAAUUACUUACUGAUGAGAAUUCGAAAUAUCAAUACUAUUUUCUGUGGUGAAUAUGAUUAUUUUCUGUGUUUUGUAUAAAACAAAUAAUAAAACAACAAUUAACAAAAAAA